Messenger RNA from Scophthalmus maximus (turbot), 1428 nucleotides. RefSeq names its product protein B4. Bases 584 to 1369 code for a protein of 261 amino acids. Lineage: Eukaryota; Metazoa; Chordata; Actinopteri; Pleuronectiformes; Scophthalmidae. The transcript is spliced from 5 exons. The record is from RefSeq and is a predicted model, not a curated record. Gene Ontology annotation, molecular function: DNA binding; structural constituent of chromatin. Gene Ontology annotation, cellular component: nucleosome. Gene Ontology annotation, biological process: nucleosome assembly.
CCUUUUUUCAAAACAUUUUUAUAUAUCAAAUAAAUACAUAAAUUCAAAGUCAUUCAUUGUGCUCUGUAGUUUGUUUUAUGCUCUUACACAUUUCAUUGGAGGGGGACUAAAUAUCAAGCUUUAGUGUUUUUAUUGUCUAUUUAUCUAAUAAACGUAUAUAUCGUAUUGAUCUCCGCUGUUUUCUUAGCAACACUGUCGCAUGUCAGCCCAUUGGUCAACACUGAACUGCGUCAAUGUGAUAGUUGCCGCAAAUCCACAUUCACCUCCACUAUUUAUGGAGCUGGACAUUGGAGUCACUGUAGUGCAGACUACAAAAAUGUCCCUUUUAUGUAGCUGCUUUUGUUGUUACCAGGCGGAAAACAGAAAACUCCCUCGGAGCAGGAUCUUAAGAGUGGCAUCCGCUGAUGCGUCGCAGCUGGUGGGAUGUGAUCCACCUGGGCUCGUUGCACCGGAAGGAACUGCAUAAAGACGGAGCGCGGCCGAGGAGCACAUGUCGCGUGCUUUGAGACUUCGGGGGAGAAGCUGCUGCUGCUGCUGCUUUGUGUGUGUCCUGUUUUUCUUUUAAUAUUGUGUCCGAUCAGUGAUGCCUCCUAAAAGGACAGCCGCGCUCUCCGCGGAUCCGCCUGCAGCGCCAGAACCCGGCGACGUCCCGGUGGAGGAGGAGGAGGAGGAGGAGGCCAAGCCAGAUGCUCCAGCGCUGCGUAAAGUUGCGACUCAUCCAUCCACAGCCAUCAUGGUGAGAAAGGCGCUCGAAGAGCUGGACUCGCGCAAAGGGGUCUCGUCCCAAGCGAUCCAGAGCUAUAUCAAACAGACAUACCCCUCGGUGGAUUUGGUGCGAUUGAAGAACUUGGUCCGUAAGUCACUGAAAAGGGGGAUCGAGAAUGGCACGCUGGUGCGCCCCGCCAACGCCAAAGUCACUACAGGCGCGAUGGGAAAGUUUAGGCUUGCGCCAAAAGUCAAGGAGCCAAAGGCAAAAACUGAGAACACGGAUCCUAAUGUGCAAAAAGCUCCAAAACCGUCCAAGGACGGAGCCAAGAAGCCCCCAAAAGCAGGUGCCACAAAGAAGAAAGAUGGUGCCACUGAAAAGGCCAAGUCAAAGGAGGACUCAAAGCCUCCCAAAAAGUCAAAGAAAGAUGAAGAGGCUGCUCCCACAAAGGCUGCUCCAGCAAAGAAGCCAAAGGCUAAAAAAGCUACAGAGAAGGAGAAUGGCAAGGAAGCUGCUGAUUCAACCAAAACAAAGGCGGCAAAGACUACAAAGGCGGCAAAGGAGACAAAGGCAGAGAAGGCAUCCCAGAGCAAGGCUGCCAAAGCGAGCGGCGAUGCUCUGUCCAAAGCACCUGGGAAACGAGCGAAGAAGACUGCAGAAUAAAUUUAUAGUUCUUAACUGAUGUUUUAUGUUUGUCUUGCAUUAAAAUCUUAACUUUUGGA